CGCAGCUCAUCUCAUCUUCUUCUCAGUAGAAGUACUCUAUUGCCUAAGAUAAAGUUUUGCAGCCCUGUUCUCAGUGACCAUGGAUCUUGGGCGAUUUCCAGGGGUGGCGGUAAUUACAGGCGCUGGUGGCCAUGGAAUCGGGGCCGCAACGGCUCAGGCUUUCGCGAUAUCAGGCUGUACGAAGAUAGCUAUUACCGAUAUUAACGAGGCGGGGCUUCUAGAAACACAGGAGAGCAUUAAUCGUGUGCAUCCCGGCGUCAGGCUUUUCGCCAGGGCCGGUGAUAUUGCGGAUGAAUCCUUUGUUGAAUCAUUCAUGGACAAUGUCUUACAGGAGUUUGGCCGCAUCGACUAUGCUGUUAACUGCGCCGGAAUACUUAGCUCCCCUCUUCGUUCUACCGAACUUUCCCUUGAAGAGUUUGACCGGAUUAAUCAGGUCAAUUAUAGAGGCUGCUGGCUAAGCUCGAGGGCACAGCUGAAGCGCAUGAUCAAGCAAGAGCCGAUACAUAUAGUGGAGCAGAAUCCGUAUAAACCGGCCUCCAUUUCAAACCGGCCAUCUGAAAGAGGAGCGAUUGUCAAUGUUGCAAGUCAGCUUGGUAUCGUGGGGCGCCACGCUGCGCCGGCAUAUUGCGCUUCUAAAUCAGCUGUGAUUGGCAUGACUCGUUGUGACGCCAUCGACUAUUCAGCAGAUGGAAUCCGAGUUAACUGCAUAUGCCCCGGAGUGAUACAAACCCCAAUGACGACUCAUAGCGAAGAGGUUAAGCAACGCCUUCAGCCAGCCAUUGAGAUGGCACCUAUGAAGCGGAUGGGACAGCCAGAAGAAGUGGCAGAUGCAAUCUUAUUCCUUUGCUCAAGUCAAGCAUCUUUUAUUCAAGGUCAUGCGUUGGUCGUUGACGGUGGGUAUGUUAUUAUCUGAGUAUCCUCAAUGGAGGCUUACCGGGGAGUGUGGAGAUGUCAAUGGUACACUGGCUUGCAAUAGUGACCGUAUAUAUUUUCAUAGUCUUAGUAGCAAUAUUGGCAAGAUGUUAUACUAAUAUACAGAA
Molecule: messenger RNA, 1040 nt
Organism: Trichoderma harzianum CBS 226.95
Lineage: Eukaryota; Fungi; Ascomycota; Sordariomycetes; Hypocreales; Hypocreaceae
Exons: 3
Coding region: 80-913 (277 amino acids)
Source: RefSeq, a predicted model, not a curated record